CUCCAGUCUGAUUCAGUUCCAUGGAAAAUCAGGAUAGACAGCAUGAGAAUUUGGUAACAAGGAAUGUGGACAUUCACAGAAAAAAGGGGACUAAAGCAUUUAGGAGAAAACAGGCUCACAGACAACAAGAAAACUGAAAACAAAAAGAGGGGAGGGAUGCAGGGAGCACAGGACAGCAGAGCAGCUCAGGGUCCCCCUCCUUUGCACAGGGUCAAAAUCUUUUGUAUGCACUCCCAUAAAUUCGGACAGACCUCCCUUCACGGGUUCCAGCUUUAAAUCGGCAGCAGCAACUGCCCGCUGGUGUUACCUUCAACUUUCCGCCACACUUAAUGCUCUGUUUAGAAAACGAUGAAAAAAAAAAACAGUUUCAGUCUCAUUGUCUUCUUGGAGGACAGAGUACGUCCGGGUAAAAUGAGAUGAAUUCUUUAGUCCGUGGAGAAGGGGACCUUGAAAUGAGUACAGCGUUACCAUGGUGAUGGAAGCACGCAAAUCCGGAGGGCUGCACGGAGUUGACGGGCAUCUGGCCUCAGAGAGAAAUCACAUCUCCCUGAAAAUGGGGAAGAGCAAAAAAAGUGGAGGGCGUCUCAGUUCCACAUGCAGGACCAAAAAGGCGGGUGACCAGGCAGCCAGCAGCGAGGACCAGAGCCUGCAUGAGGAUCUGGCUGAUGGUGACACAGAGGCUUCUCCUCCAGAGCUCAAGACCUCUGGCAAACGUCAGCUGGGCUUCCCUGACAGAGUUUACCUGCUGGCAUCAGUUGUCUUCCAAAAUCACCACGUGGAAAAGCCUGCUUCCCAGCGGGUGAUACAUUAUGGAACACACAGAGGACUCGCGGUACCUGAACUCAAAGACAAGAAGUUGCGACACACAGCCUAUGAGUUGGCCUUCAAUACGCUCAAAUAUCAAGAAGUGCUGGAGGACAUCAUGAUCGACAGCUGCUUUUAUCGUGCUCAUCCAAUACCACAAGAUCAAAUGAGCCUUGUUGCCGUCCUCCUCUUUGACUUCCAGGACAGGAAGUUCCUUCUGCGUCAACGUCACAAAGAGGAGGAGAUCAUACAGGAAGUUAGAGAUAUGGAGAAUUUUCUCCUCAGGUCCAAAAUCAAGCUGGCAGCCUCACUGGCCCGCUACAGGAUCAAGAAUGAUUUCUUAACAAUAGAGGCAUUCCUGCCAGAGAGUGUUAAGAAGAAGCAAGAGAGAUCAGCCAGCCUUCCUCUUUAUGCAUGGGUCAACACACUGAAGAACAGUCUUGAUGAGGUCCACAGUGUCCUGAGGAAUGAGGGCUUUUCGCAGGUGAAAUCGAUCGAGCAGUUGGAGGAUCAGACUUUCUGCCAGGAUCCCCACUGUGUGGAUACACUGGUGUUCCCAGCUCAGAUGAAAGCUCUGCUCUGUUCCACCAAGCUUCUUAGUGACCACAAACUCAUCAUCCAGGAUAAGUCAUGCAGCCUGGGCCCGAACGCAGCAUGCUCGCUGUUGACAGAGGAAGGAGAUGUUCUCAUGGUGGGCAGCUUUUCUGGACUCACUGUCUCCCACAUGGCCUCCCUUAUUGCAGAGAAAUAUAAGACCAACAACAAAAACCAGCCAUCAGUGUAUGUUUGCGUCGGCGACUACACAGAUGCUCAGAGAGAGGAGCUACAGCGUACUGUUGCCACCCUUGGAUGCAAAAAUGUGAAGCAGAUACAGGAGGUCUUCCAGACUUUGGACAGUGGAGAUAAGCGGCUUCAAAAGGUGCGAGUUAUCCUGUUGAUCCCCAGGUGUUCUGUGUCUGCAGUCAGCGACCCCGUGGAGUUCAUACUGCAAGAAAAUGGAGACACAGGUCUGCUGCAGGACUUAUCCCGUGGCUCCACAGCCCAGAGCAAACUGGAGUCUCUGGUUAUACAGCAGAAGAAAGAUAUUGAUCAUGCCUUGAAGUUUCCCAUGGUUUUGGCUGUAGUGUAUUCGACUUGUUCAUCAUACCCAGAGGAGAACGCAGACGUCGUGAACAGAGCACUGCAGCACGCUAAAGCAUGCUCAGAUAUAGAGGGGAAACCAAAACUAGGAAACUUCAGGCCAACCCCCUUCCCUUUCACCUGUUCUGAUCACGGAGAGGCUGCUGAGGAAAUGGAGCACUUUCUCGAUCUGGAAGCCUCUGAGCACUGCAACGGCUGCUUUCUAGCUGUUCUUGACAGAGAGCCUGGGCCAGUGAUCCAAGAAGCACCAGUAGACGUAAUUGCCAGAGCAAAUGCUAAAGGUAUCCUGGAUAGGAUUGGAUUAAACCACCACACCAGAAAAGAGCCUCAUGGACACAACAACAGGAUGAAGAAAGCAGCCCGAGCUCACAGCUCACAGCCCCUGCUCUGUGUCAGUAUGCAGAGCAAAAACCAGCAAAUUAGGGGCAGUGGCAGUGCUACUCUGUGUGGGAAUACGGAUUUCAAGGACUUUAAGCAGUCAUCACAAGGGAAACCCAGAGCUUUGCGGUUGCAGGCCUUCAGAAGCCCUGCGUCCAGCUCUCCCUCCUACUCUAAAGAAGAAUGCACCACCUCCUCCUCUGCCUUCAGAACAGAAAAUAGCACACCCACUACAGGCAUCACCCCAGUAUUCAAUACCACUGCUUCCACCGCCGCUACUCUGCAUCCCACCCGCCCUUCUUCUUCCCCUGAGGCUCCAAUUGUACGUCCCCGUAGGCCUCAACCGGAGAAGCUGAAGCCAGUGGUGCUUGUCCUGCCUUCUGUCCACUUCCCUGCCUCUUUCCCACCCCAGCGUAGUCGGACAGGUUUUAGUCCCAGUCUCAGCUACAGAUGAUGGAAGAUACCUGCUCAAACAACCCAUGUAUCGCACGGCCUCUUCAAGGAUGCUCUGGACAAAUAUCGUUCUCUGUUUUGACUUCCAAACUAAGUCUUGCUUUAAUAAAGACAGCCAUAUUUAAAUCUAACACAAAAAUGUAAACAGUUUUCUUAGCUGCCAAAUCACACGGAGAAUUUGAGAGUUACACCUGGAUGUUAUUAUUUGUCAUUAUCAGCAUCUUUGUGUGCCAUAGAUAAUAACUCUGCCACAGUAACAAUAAAGUCAAACUGCAUGUAUUCACAAC
This is a messenger RNA of Menidia menidia (Atlantic silverside), 3062 nucleotides long. The record is from the annotation of a GenBank genome assembly. Lineage: Eukaryota; Metazoa; Chordata; Actinopteri; Atheriniformes; Atherinopsidae.